AUCAUUCUGGUUGUCUCCUGUCUUGUUAUGCAUCUCACCGAACUAGAUCAGGAGUGUUUGCAACACCUUUUUUCAUACCUAGAUAAGGACAGUUGCCGCAGCCUGUCCCUGACCUGCGUACAACUAAGACAGGUCUUCCUGGACCCACAGCUGUGGACGCUACUUCACUUUAGGUCUCCGUGCGAGCUGAGGAGGGACAACUAUGUUCUGGGCUCUUCGCUAAGGUACCUGGCUGUAUGCUGGCACUCGAGCAGGGUCAGAGUGUGCAACAUUGAGGACUGGAUGAAGACCACAUUCCAGAAGGACCUCUGCAGGAAGCACGAGAGCCUCGUCACUGACUUCCUGGAGCGUGUUUGCCACAUGUGUCCGAAUCUACUCUCACUGACUCUGUCUGGAUGUGGGCACAUUACGGACCGUGAUGUUAUUAACGUGCUACAAAGCUGCAAGAAGCUACACAGCCUUAGUCUAGAAAACUGCGCUCGGAUGACUGACUCUGUCCUCCAGGCUGUCGUGAACCACGGCCACAGUCUCACAGACAUGAGGGUGGACUUCUGUCGCAAUGUGACCCAGGCAGGGCUGCAGGAGGUCAGGGACAAGAGACCAGAAGUGCAUCUGAGCGCGUUACACAGUGGCGAUAUGAUUCCAGACAGCAAACCUGAGGAGAAAACACAGAUCAGGAGAGCUCUGCAGAAGUUCUUGAUGUUCUCCUGACAGCUAGAGGCUACCUAGAGACUUCAUGACAAAUUGAGGUUCACAACACUGUCCAGUGCAAUUAUUAUCCAGUUUUAUUUUCUCACAGUUUCUUUUGUAAUUUCAAAAGUUUCCAUGAGAGUCAGUCUUCAUCUCUAAAGUUUUCAUUCCAAUUUCAUUUUCCUUGUUGACAUUCAUUCUUCCAACCUUUCUACUACUUUAUUUCAUCAGCAAAUUCAUUCUCCUUUCAAACUCAUUCUUUGUUUCUUCUCUGGGUUGUUUUUCAUUUGUUUGUUUGUCCAUUUGACUCCAUGAAAUGACUCAGCGGUCAAGUACACAGUACAAAGACUAAGUAUUCAAUAUGCAGGGCAGUGGCCCAGUCUAAAAAUUUCAACCAUAUCUUAGAUUUUGAUAAUAAAACAUUUGCGAACUCUGUGAAAGACAGUAUUUAUUAAAAGCACAGCAUGUUUUGGUUGCAUAAUCUAGGUUAGUUCUGGAACAACUCAUAGCUGGUUAUCCUCAUUGCGGGUUUUGUACUUCCUCCUAGUUAUGCAAGAACAAUAUUUGACAGAGCACAGGUUUACAUACAGCCUUUCAGCAUGACAUUUAUUAAGCAAUAAGGUACAAGAGACCAUACUACAUUGUGAAUAUA
This is a messenger RNA of Cyprinus carpio (common carp), 1342 nucleotides long. It is a transcript of the gene fbxl22, whose product is annotated as F-box and leucine rich repeat protein 22. Gene Ontology annotation, biological process: SCF-dependent proteasomal ubiquitin-dependent protein catabolic process. Gene Ontology annotation, cellular component: SCF ubiquitin ligase complex. Lineage: Eukaryota; Metazoa; Chordata; Actinopteri; Cypriniformes; Cyprinidae. The record is from RefSeq and is a predicted model, not a curated record. Gene Ontology annotation, molecular function: protein binding.